Molecule: messenger RNA, 3978 nt
Organism: Fusarium poae
Lineage: Eukaryota; Fungi; Ascomycota; Sordariomycetes; Hypocreales; Nectriaceae
Exons: 1
Coding region: 1-3978 (1325 amino acids)
Biological process (GO): double-strand break repair via homologous recombination
Cellular component (GO): cytoplasm; chromosome
Molecular function (GO): nucleic acid binding; 3'-5' DNA helicase activity; four-way junction helicase activity
Source: RefSeq, a predicted model, not a curated record
AUGGAGGACAUCAUACAGCUCAAUCAGGACUAUCAGAUACUGAUCUGCCGGCUAUGUCAAGCAGCCGUUCGACCCGGCAGCAGCAUUGAGACCCAUUUUCGACAGAAGCAUCUGCUGAAGGGCCAAGUGCUCAAGGACAUUAAAGACUACUACGGCACACUUGAACUAGCUGACCCGAAGCUUGCUGCAACCCCCGAAGAUAACAGUGAGGCAAUUGAACAGCUUGUUAUUUCACACGGAUACAGCUGCAACGCAUGCCGAUAUCUCACUAUUGCACGAGAUAAUAUUGUCCGCCACUGGAGAGAGGCAGGGCAUGGAGCAGCAGAGGAGCGAUGGACCGAGGUGCGGCUGCAGACGUGGAUGGGAGGACACUAUGCGCGCUACUGGAUCGUUCGAGACGAUAGCGAUAGCAAUGGCCCGUCCGAUACGGCUGACGAAGCUAAUGCUAGAAGUCAGAGCGCUAUGGAUGAGGUUAUCGCCGCAAGUGAGGCUCGAUUGAAAGAGAAAGAUGCCGCACGACUGCGAAAAGGUGACUUAAAGGAAGAUAUCGACCGUGACUCGUCGUGGGUUAAACGGGUAGGCUGGGUACGACACUUUGGCUCCCGGGACUUGACCAGUAUUCACGACGCAGCCGAGUGGCUACGGGCGAGGGCAGCAACGGGCAGGCGGACUGUGGCACAAGACGAUGAAGAAGCAGUCCGCGAACAACUAUUGCUUGGCCGGCUUGGACAGAGCUUUAAUCGUGAGGUGGAACGUUGCUGCUGGCGACUUGACAGCGUGCCGACUGAGACGCUGCAGUGGCUCGCUAGCAUUUCAUCGACAACCCCGUCCGGUCAACCGUUCGGCCGCAAAGGCAAGGAGGCAUCGAUGAUCAAAUACAAGUCUGUCGGUCACCGUUACUUGGGUUUCUUCUGGAAGGCAUAUCGUAUCGGUCGUAAGGAAGCGCUUGAACGCUGGGCCGUUCGCUUUACGGAUGAGCAGUGGAGUUUGCUACAGGAUAUUGCAGACGAGCUUGAAAGAGACCGGGUUCCAAGCAGUCACGACAGCGGAUUAUUCAGCGGCAGAGAGAGACAAGCUACUGAUAAAGACGAAGACGAAUAUCAAGAUGAUGAUAAUAGUGAUGAAGACGAGCGAGGAAAUGAAGGUAUGACUAGCUCACUAGAUGGUGCACUAGAUCGAGCCGUAUUCAACUUCAUCGUGGCUUCGAUCAAAACUCACGUCGGCGGAAAUGUAUAUACGAAUUCGCUACUAUGCUUCUGUGCGGCACUAGGUAUUAACCGACACCCACUAGGCUAUUUGGAGCCGCAUUUGUACACUGGUAUGCUAGCUGGUAUACUAUGGUGGGCCCGGCUGUUCUUUUUAGAAGCUGUAUUUGAGAAUCAGCCGGUAGAUCAAGAUGAGGUUGGGAUAGAGGCCGUACUUACAUUUCGAGAGGAGCAUACAUCAUGGAUGUGUAUAGGCACUCACAGCGUCAUAAGUACGAUUAUCGGAUGGAUGGCAUACGGAAAAGGGUACCGGCAGAAGAACAGGGGGCAGCCGUCGAUACGAUGGUCUGACGACGAAGAGGGAUUAUUUCACAUGGGCGAACACAUCAGCGUCGAGGAUUUUACCCGCACACUGCGCGAUGAGGUUACUGAGGCAGAGAAGCUGCUAAAUGGGCUGUUUGGUGGGGUGUGGCAGACAGUCAGUAAGAAGAUCGAUAUGGGUCGGAUCGUCGAUAAUAUGAUACGGCUCGGGGCAGGUCAGUCAUUUGCAAGCAACCCGAAGAACAAGUGGCUGGAGGCCGGGCCGGCAAAGGUGAUGCGGCUGAUGGAAGCAUCGAUAUGGGAUGCUGCGAGGGUCCGAUGGAAGCGGCAGCGUGUUAAGAGGUGGCUUCGAGACUUGCGGCUGCUACGAGAGACGCUGCUCGUGCUUGUGCAUACAUGGGGUGGGCUUCCGGGAAGGGGACCAGAAAUUACAACAUUACGGCACUGCGAUUCGUGGCAGCUGAUCCGGAACGUGUUCAUACUAGACGGGCAAGUCAUGAUCGUGACUGAUCGUGACAAGAUGAAGGCAAUCCGUGAUAAUGGCCGCAAGGUAGCACGGUUUAUCCCCGACCGGAUCGGGCGAAUGGUAGUGGCAUAUAUUGCAUGGCUACUUCCGACCGAGAGGGUACUACGGCAGGAAUGUCAGCUUAACGAGCCGCAUGGAGAGCAGCUUGAGUAUAUGUGGAGGGAUGGCAGCUCGUCGGUGUGGGAAACCGACCGGCUCAGUAAGAAGCUUGCUCGUGUUAUGCAGGCCGGGACAGGGGUCAGACUAGGGGUAGGACGAUAUCGGGCGAUUGCAAUCGAGAUGGGACGGAGGAUUCGAGGACUCGUGAUAAGGCAGCUAGAAGGUAAGAUGGAUGAUGAGGAUGAGGAUGAAAACGUCGAGAUCGACCCGAUCACAGGUGAGCCGGUUGACUGUGGAGGAAGCUGGAAUAUCGUGUGGGAUCUACAGUCGACACACGGAACACGCAUUGCAAGGCAGCACUACGCCGUACAUAUCGGCUUCCCGGGCAAGCUGCAGCCGGAGAUGAUUGCGACGUUCAAGGAGAUCAGCAAGCUGUGGCAUCAGUUUUUAGAGAGUGCAGAAGAAGGAAAGGAGAAGAAGGUACCGAAACGCAAGCAGGGUAGUCAGAAGACCGACAAGCAGCAGCAACAACAAGAGCAGCAGCAAUCAACUAAUAGUCCGGCCCAGAUGACUACAAGCAGCAAGCGAAGAAAGACUACUCAAGAGGAGGAACUGGCUCAGAAGAAGAAGGAGAUGAGUGAGAAGAAAAAGAAGAAGCUAGAGGACGAGAUGGCGGAUGGGCUGCGAAAGCUGCUUGGACCGAAGGCGACUUGGCGAUCCGACAAGCAAGCUGAGAGCAUGCGAUCGAUCAUGGCGCUCAAAGCAGAUCAGACGGCAAUUAACGUACUGCCGACCGGUGCCGGCAAGAGCAUACUGUUCAUGCUGCCGGCCGUGAUGGAGGAUACAGGCACAAGCAUCGUGGUCGUGCCGUUUGUUGCACUGAUGGACGACUUGGUCACGAGAGCAACAGACAUGGGGGUCGACUGCAUCCGAUACAGGUCAUCGAUGAAUUCGGGACGAGAGGGCAUGCCGAGGGCAGCACGGUUAAUCGUCGUCAGUGCCGAUAUCGUGUCAAGCGCCGAGUUUUCCGGGUACGUUGACGGGCUGUCAUGUACAGGGCUGCUGCAGCGGAUAUUCGUAGACGAAUGUCACACUGUUAUUAUGGAUAUCGGCUACCGGGCUAAGCUUGGCGAGCUAGUAGGGUUACGUCGGUUCGGCUGCCCGUUGGUACUGCUCACAGCAACGCUGCCCGUUGUGCUAGAGGAUUGGUUCCGCGGCGAGAUGCUGGCAAAGUCGGCAAUCAUGGUGCGGGAUCGGACGGUCAAGCUGAACUGCCGCUACGAGGUUCAGCAGGUCAAGCCCGGGCGCGAUGCUGUCGAGGAUCGUACGGUUGAGGUAAUCAAGCAGCUAGAUCAAGACAUGACGGGUCGUCAGAAGGGGGUCAUAUACUGCCGGUCCAAGAGUCAAUGCGAGGCGAUUGCUGACGAGAUCGGCUGUGGGUUUCAUCACAGCGGCAUGGGCGAACAGGACCGUUACGAGGUGCGGACGGCAUGGAUAGAGGGCCGUAAGACAAGCCGAUGGAUCGCAGCAACAACCGGGUUAGGGACAGGCAUCGACAUCGAGGGGAUCGUGGCCGUGGUUCACAUGGAGAAGCCGUACGGGCUCGUUGAUUUUGUGCAGCAGAUUGGCCGAGGAGGGCGCCGGGCAGGCGAGGUAGUCCGGUCCGUCAUCAUACACAAUGGACAGCGGCAACGAGAGGAUCAACAUCGAAGCUUCGUGGAUGAUAUCAAUCAGGCACAGAUGGAGGCAUUCGUAUCGACGCCGGGAUGUAUGUCGAAGGGCCGUGAUAUCGGCGUUUAUGGACGGAGCAGCCGGCGAAACGUGUGA